AUGCCAGUCAUCUCACGGGUUGUCUCGAUGAUCCUUCGCGCUGGCGAAUUGGCCUUCGCAGGAAUUGUUGCAGGUAUUGUUGGCAAGUACCUGCAUGACUACCGGUCUGGUAGUGACCAGCCUCUGGCACGCUUUAUCUACAUCGAGAUUGUCGCCGGCAUAUCGCUCCUUCUUGGCCUUCUUUGGCUGCUCCCCUUCGCAUCGGGCUUCGUCCAUUGGCCUGUGGACGUCUUCGUAUCAGCUGCAUGGUUUGCAGGGUUUGGUGUCUUGGUUCAGUGGCGCAAUAGCGCACAAGGCGCUUGCGCAGGGGAUACCUUUGCGUGGGACCAGAUCUCCCUCCGAGGCACCUGUGGUCGUUGGAGAGCAACGGAGGCAUUCUCUUUCUUAUCGGCCAUCUUUUGGCUUGUGAGCGCAUUGGUCGGCGUCUGGUUCAUCCACCGUGAGAGACGCAAGGCUGGGCCCGCCGCAGGAACGUAA
Exophiala aquamarina CBS 119918 is the source of this 477-nucleotide messenger RNA. RefSeq lists its product as uncharacterized. The transcript is spliced from 2 exons. Lineage: Eukaryota; Fungi; Ascomycota; Eurotiomycetes; Chaetothyriales; Herpotrichiellaceae. Gene Ontology annotation, cellular component: membrane. The coding region runs from base 1 to 477 and encodes 158 amino acids. The record is from RefSeq and is a predicted model, not a curated record.